GGAAAACGGUGGUGCACCAGCUCUCGGUGUCGUUGGAGGAUCUCUACAACGGCACCACGCGCAAGCUGUCCCUCCAGAAGAACAUCAUCUGCAGGAAAUGCGGAGGCUGCGGGGUACGGGAGGGUGCCCAGAGGAGAUGUCCCAAGUGUCACGGCUCGGGCAUGGAGGUUCGCAUCCACCAGUUGGGUCCCAGCAUGGUCCAGCAGAUCCAGAUGGUGUGUUCCCAGUGCCAGGGCCAGGGCGAGUGGAUUCGGCCUCGGGACUGCUGCCUCACCUGCAACGGCCGCAAAGUCGUGCGAGAGAAGAAGAUCCUCAGCGUUCACCUGGAUAAAGGCAUGAAGGACGGGCAGAAGAUCACUUUCCAUGAGGAAGGGGACCAGGUUCCCGGCCUGGAGCCUGGGGACAUCAUCAUCGUCCUGGAUCAGAAAGAACACCCAGUUUUCCGACGCAGCGGCGACGACCUCAUCGUUAAGAGGGAGAUCAGCCUGGCGGACGCGCUGUGUGGCUGCAGACAGGUCAUCCGCACCCUGGACAACAGGACCCUGCUCGUCUCUUCCCAACCAGGUGACGUUAUCCGACCCGGGGACCAGAAGUGCAUCCCUAACGAGGGGAUGCCCGUCUACAGGAGCCCCUUCCAGAAGGGAAAACUCAUCCUGCAGUUCCAGGUGAAGUUCCCGGAGCCCGGCUGGCUCCCCACCGACCGCCUGCGCCAGCUCCAGGCCUUCUUCCCACCCCAGGAGGAGGUGAUGGCUACGGAGGACACGGAGGAGGUAGAGCUCAGCGAUUACACAUCCCACAGCGGGCCGGGCCGACGGCCCUACACCGGCGAAGCCUACCACGAAGAUGAUUUCGAGGAUGGCACACGCCAACACGUCCAGUGCCAGACCUCGUAG
This is a messenger RNA of Cariama cristata (Red-legged seriema), 893 nucleotides long. RefSeq names its product dnaJ homolog subfamily A member 1-like. The record is from RefSeq and is a predicted model, not a curated record. Gene Ontology annotation, molecular function: Hsp70 protein binding. Gene Ontology annotation, cellular component: cytoplasm; cytosol. Gene Ontology annotation, biological process: protein refolding. NCBI's taxonomy places the organism in Eukaryota, Metazoa, Chordata, Aves, Cariamiformes, Cariamidae. The annotation marks the transcript as partial. The transcript is spliced from 5 exons.